Molecule: messenger RNA, 3429 nt
Organism: Ceratotherium simum simum (southern white rhinoceros)
Lineage: Eukaryota; Metazoa; Chordata; Mammalia; Perissodactyla; Rhinocerotidae
Gene: RHOBTB1
Product: Rho related BTB domain containing 1
Biological process (GO): small GTPase-mediated signal transduction
Molecular function (GO): GTPase activity; protein binding; GTP binding
Source: RefSeq, a predicted model, not a curated record
GUUCCGCCCGGCUGGCCCGCCUGGGAGGCGGGUGGGGGCAAGAGGAGAAGGGGAGGGCUGGGGGGUGGAAAAGGGCGAGCCCCUCUCGCCCCGGACGGGGAAGAGCGGCCGCGGCGCUGGGCGAGCCCGCCAGGCGAGGCAGUGCCAUGCUGCCUUUGUGCAAAGUUGGGCGGCGGGCGGCACGCCGCGCGCAGGGACCCCGCACACCCGCGACCGCGCGCAGUCGUGGCUGCUGCUGAGUGGCGGGGGCCCCCCCGCUCCCCCAGCCCUUGAAGGCGGAGAGAGCUCGCGUCUCGCUCGGCUUCAGGGUAAGUCCAGCUGUGAGCAGGGUGUUCUGUUCUUCACUUCCAGCAAGCCAGAGUUUUAUAAAUGGACACUGACAUGGACUACGAAAGACCCAACGUUGAAACCAUCAAGUGUGUGGUCGUGGGAGACAACGCUGUGGGGAAGACACGCUUGAUCUGUGCCAGAGCGUGUAACACGACGCUAACGCAGUAUCAGCUGCUGGCCACCCACGUACCAACAGUGUGGGCGAUUGACCAGUACCGGGUCUGCCAGGAGGUCUUGGAGCGUUCCCGGGAUGUUGUUGAUGAAGUGAGCGUUUCUCUCAGGCUUUGGGAUACUUUUGGCGAUCAUCACAAAGACAGGCGUUUUGCAUAUGGCAGAUCUGAUGUUGUGGUCCUCUGUUUUUCGAUCGCUAAUCCCAAUUCCCUAAAUCAUGUGAAAAGCAUGUGGUAUCAAGAAAUAAAGCACUUUUGCCCUCGCACACCUGUUGUCCUGGUUGGCUGCCAGCUAGAUCUCCGCUAUGCUGAUCUUGAAGCUGUUAAUCGAGCCAGACGCCCGUUAGCGAGGCCCAUAAAGAGAGGGGAUAUCCUGCCCCCAGAAAAAGGCCGAGAGGUUGCAAAGGAACUUGGUAUACCAUACUACGAAACAAGCGUAUUUGACCAGUUUGGAAUCAAGGAUGUGUUUGACAAUGCAAUCCGAGCAGCGCUGAUUUCCCGCCGGCACCUGCAGUUCUGGAAAUCCCACUUAAAGAAAGUUCAGAAGCCUUUACUUCAGGCACCAUUCCUACCUCCAAAAGCCCCUCCACCGGUCAUCAAAGUUCCAGAAUGUCCGUCCAUGGGGACGAAUGAAGCUGCCUGUUUACUGGACAAUCCUCUGUGUGCCGACGUCCUGUUCAUCCUUCAGGACCAGGAGCACAUCUUUGCACACCGAAUUUACCUCGCUACCUCCUCUUCCAAAUUUUAUGACCUUUUUUUAAUGGAAUGUGAAGAAACACCGAAUUGGAGCAAAGGAGCUUGUGAGAAAGAGAGGCAGAGCAGGGAUUUCGAGGGGCGGGCAUUGAGUGUUGACCCAGAUGAGGAGAAGGAGGAGGGCACCCCAAGGACGCCUCAGGCCGAUCAGUGGAAGUCCUCGAGCCAGAACCUGUUCCAACAGGAGACUCUGGGGCUAGAAGCCGAGGGCUCGAUUCCAGAGACGCAGACUUUGUCAGGCUGGAGCAAGGGGUUUGUUGGAAUGCACAAGGAAAUGCAAGUCAAUCCUAUUUCAAAGCGGGUGGGCCCGAUGACUGUGGUCAGGAUGGACUCAUCGGUUCAGCCAGGCCCUUUCCGGACCCUGCUUCAGUUUCUGUAUACAGGGCAGCUGGAUGAAAAGGAAAAGGAUUUGGUGGGCCUGGCUCAGAUUGCAGAGGUCCUGGAGAUGUUUGAUUUGAGGAUGAUGGUGGAAAACAUCAUGAACAAAGAAGCCUUCAUGAACCAGGAGAUUACAAAAGCAUUUCACGUCAGGAAGGCCAAUCGGAUAAAAGAGUGUCUCAGCAAGGGGACAUUCUCAGAUGUGACAUUUAAGUUGGAUGAUGGAGCCAUCAGUGCCCACAAACCGCUGCUGAUCUGUAGCUGCAAGUGGAUGGCUGCCAUGUUCGGGGGGUCGUUUGUGGAAAGUGCCAACAGUGAGGUAUAUCUGCCGAACAUAAACAAGAUGUCAAUGCAGGCGGUAUUGGAUUAUCUCUAUACCAAGCAGUUGUCACCUAACUUGGACCUGGACCCACUGGAAUUAAUUGCCUUGGCAAACAGAUUUUGCCUGCCACACUUGGUUGCACUUGCAGAGCAGCACGCCGUUCAGGAGCUGACCAAGGCCGCAAUGAGUGGUGUGGGCAUUGAUGGGGAAGUACUCUCUUAUUUGGAGUUGGCCCAGUUUCACAAUGCCCACCAGUUGGCCGCCUGGUGUUUGCACCACAUCUGCACCAACUACAACAGUGUGUGUUCCAAGUUCCGCAAGGAAAUCAAAUCAAAAUCUGCAGACAACCAGGAAUACUUUGAGCGGCACCGCUGGCCCCCUGUGUGGUACCUGAAGGAAGAAGACCACUACCAGCGUGUGAAAAGGGAACGAGAGAAGGAAGAUAUUGCACUAAAUAAACACCACUCAAGAAGAAAGUGGUGCUUCUGGAAUUCAUCUCCAGCAGUCGCCUGAGGAGGAAGAGAAAAAAAAUCAGUCAUCUGACACACCCCUUUUAAAAGCACUACUGUAAAAUUAGUCUUGUUAUUAGAGAUAAGCUAUAGUUCAGGUUUCAGGCACUGAUCUUCCUCCACUUUUGUGCAUUUAUCUUUGUUGGGAUCAAAGCACAAACUCACCAUCAACGAGCCUGGACAAAAAGGGAAGUUGACGCUCGCUGCAUUCCUUAAACUGGUAUGUCUAUUUUUUGUUAGAAGGCUUAAUAAACUUUAGCCAGUUUUUUCGUUUCUUUUUAUACAAAGGAAAAAAAAAAAAAAAUCCAGCUUUCAUGUUUCAAAUUCCAAAUUGGAAAAUAUUUUUAUAUGGUCUCUUAUAUUUUGUUGAAAUGAAAAUACUAUGUAUUACUUUAUUUUACAGGCCACAAAUUAACCAUGAAGUCGCCCUGUGAUUCCCUUUGCCCACAUGACCACCAAGCAUUAUUACAUAAUUAGAGGGUUAUCCUUUUGUUGUGAAGUAAAAGCUUGGAAGGAAAUUCCCCAAAGUGCAAGUUAGAGAGUGUUUAAUCUUUGUGCUGCCAAAUAACAUCGGUAUAAUUACCAAGUUAGCUCCAAGAAUGUGUAUUUACAAUAUUUGCUGUGUAAGUGCUAGUAAUUAUAUGGUUAUAUGUGCCAUGUAAAAUAUAGUGAUAUCAAAUCUUCUGUUGUUUAAAAUAUCUAGAUUCAAGAGGAUAAUCUUUAUAAUCAUUAGAAGGGCUUAUUAAAUCCCAGCAUUAUCCAGGGCAAACUCACUGGUGGACGUGAAUACAAAAGAUACCAUAAGAGCGUUAGUGUUUGGAUUGCUGUAUUAGGGUUUAUGUCUCAGUAUUCCUUGAUCUUGCCAUGCUUCUGCAUGCAGAUUCUCCACGGACUUGAAUUGAGAUGGGCAAGGGAAAGGGUCCCCAGACUCUGUCCCGCCAUCGGCAGGCCUGUCACAUCUCACCAC